This is a messenger RNA of Kwoniella botswanensis, 348 nucleotides long. Its product is annotated as transcription elongation factor SPT4. Gene Ontology annotation, molecular function: RNA polymerase II complex binding; zinc ion binding. Gene Ontology annotation, biological process: regulation of transcription elongation by RNA polymerase II; transcription elongation-coupled chromatin remodeling. The record is from RefSeq and is a predicted model, not a curated record. Gene Ontology annotation, cellular component: DSIF complex; nucleus. Lineage: Eukaryota; Fungi; Basidiomycota; Tremellomycetes; Tremellales; Cryptococcaceae. The transcript is spliced from 3 exons. Bases 1 to 348 code for a protein of 115 amino acids.
AUGCCACCAAAAGGAGGAUCUCGAAAGACAGAGCUUCGAGCUUGUCUGAUAUGUUCCGUACUUCAAUCCACCAAUGAUUUCUUGACUCAGGGUUGUCCGAAUUGCGAGGAGAUCUUAGAGAUGAGAGGUUCGGCAGAGAGAGUAGCGGAAUGUACCAGUGUGACAUACGAUGGAAUGAUAGCUAUGAUGGAACCUUCUGAAAGUUGGGUAGCCAGGUGGCAGAGGAUAGACAAAAAGAUGAGAGGGAUAUACGCCGUCCGAGUGACUGGUCGACCACCACAGGAUGUUAUAGAUGCUAUAGAAGCUAGAGGAGGUGUGUAUAGACCUAGGGAUGCCGUCGAGGAUUAG